AUGGAGCAGGUGACGUGGGAACAGUGUGUCUUGAAGGAUGACAAGAACCUGCCAGACAGUAAGUGGGGACAGUGGACGGGGAAGGCAUUCAGAGAACAGCCUGGACAAAGCUGUAGAGGCAUAGAAACACCUCUUCUCCUCUCCUUUAUCUUUUCCCAGCAAGUUUGGUGCCCCCUUGGUGUGUCCCAUUGUGUGACAGAGGGCGGGGAUCUGCCUGGCUCCCAUGCCCCUGUCCCUGCCCUGCUCCCCGCCACCCCGCAGGAGGGGCUGCAGGCCAGCUCCCUCCUGACUCCCCCUUCACCAGCUGAGCCCCCUCACUUCCUGGCUAGGGACCACGCAGCAUCUUUGCCCUGGGCUCAAGGUGCUGUGACAAGCCACAGACCGCAGGAUUUUGGUGGUACCUGCCUGGAGGGCACACCCACAAGUUACUGGGUAUUUGAGUUCACCAGCUGUAGCUCUCACACUCCGGGCAGGCUUGGAUCUCCAGCUCCCAGGGGCCAGCUUACCCAUCACCCCAGGGAUCCUGGGCCCACCUGCCCAUCACCAGGCUCACUGUGA
This is a messenger RNA of Rangifer tarandus platyrhynchus (Svalbard reindeer), 558 nucleotides long. The record is from the annotation of a GenBank genome assembly. Lineage: Eukaryota; Metazoa; Chordata; Mammalia; Artiodactyla; Cervidae.